AGGGGUGUACUCGAGACUACUGAAAGAUUUAUAAGUGCAUUAAGACUGCAGCUUUAUAGAGCAAAACUCAACCCGUUUAGCUGUUUGCGAAUUUAUUGGAUUAUCACCAUUUGUGCCACAUCAGGGACUUGCAUAAGAUUAAAUAAAAUGGAUUUGAGGAUUAUUUUUCCAGUGUUGUCCAUGCUGUCAUCUGGAAUUUUUGAUUUGGCUGCUCCAGCAUCUUUGGGUCUUGACACAGCACAAGCCACAGCAAUCUCUGUGCGACACUCCAGGACUAAGAGAUGUUCCUGCGCAAGUUUUAUGGAUAAAGAGUGUGUCUACUUUUGCCACCUGGACAUAAUAUGGGUCAACACACCAGAGCGAAUAGUGUCAUAUGGACUUGGAAACGCUCCACGUAAGAAGCGCUCAGUAACAGAACCUGUUGUGCCCAAGUCACGCUGCAAAUGUGCAGAUAGUCAAGACAAAACAUGCUCAUCGUUUUGUCAGCUGGACAAUUCCUUACAGCAUAAAGCAGCAUCAGACAAGGCAAUCCAUGCCGCCCAGGGCCAAGAUUGUGCCGAGAAGCAAUGCAAACACAAGCUGGCAGACAAACAGACAACGAUUAGACGGGUGAAAAACACAAAACAGAUUGGUGACAUCCUCUCCAGGGUGAGGGCCAUCAAGAGGAUCCAUCUUCUCCUAGAGAAAUGGGGAGUGAGGCGGCACCACAGGACACAAGCGUGGACGUCUGAAAACACUUCCUCAUAGAGAUCAGGCUCAUCUUUGCUGAUCCACCACAGGACUUACCUGGAUAAGAAGCUCCUCUCUGCUCAUUUAUCGCACACGUCUUGUGUUUUCAUGCCAUGGGGUGUCAUCAGGUGUGUUGGAAUACCUACAGAUGCAAGCGUCUUGGAUUGUGACACCUUAGAAGUGAGUCAGUAUCAAUGUGGCAUUGUGGAGCUCAGGGGGAUGAAAAACAAAGGAAGAUGUUGACUGAAACAAACCAAACCUCAAAUUAUAAAGACUAACCUCUAUCAACGCUAAAUGUUUCUGAACUAGACCUUCUGGUGCAUGGGAUAACUAGAUGAAGAAGCCAAGUGGGAUGUUUAAAUUAAACUGAUUGCAAAUAAUGACUAGCAUUGAAGAUAUUUGUUGCACAUGAGGAAUAUGCUGUAACUAAAUGAAACUGUGGAAUCAGGGACUCCAGAAACUCAUCAGAGGACACUGAACAUCAAGCCACUACAAGCCAAAGACUCUUUCUUGGAUCUUGUUACUGGACUUAUUCACUUUAUUCACUGUAAAACAAUGAAGCUCUGUAACUGCGUCAAUGCUUCAAUGGAAUUGCUAUUUUUCACAUUUAUGUUAAAUAUUUAUCUUUAGCCAUAUUGGCUAAUAAGAUUUUUCUCAAUGUUAUUUCUAUGAAAUGAUAGCAUUUAAUUGCCAUUAAUGUGGUUAACUUUUUUAGGCAAUAAUAAAUAUUUUACAUUAUUUAAACAA
Messenger RNA from Carassius carassius (crucian carp), 1476 nucleotides. It is a transcript of the gene edn1, whose product is annotated as endothelin 1. The record is from RefSeq and is a predicted model, not a curated record. The transcript has 5 exons. Gene Ontology annotation, biological process: vein smooth muscle contraction; intracellular calcium ion homeostasis; regulation of systemic arterial blood pressure by endothelin. Lineage: Eukaryota; Metazoa; Chordata; Actinopteri; Cypriniformes; Cyprinidae. Gene Ontology annotation, cellular component: extracellular region. Gene Ontology annotation, molecular function: endothelin B receptor binding; hormone activity; endothelin A receptor binding. The coding region runs from base 148 to 747 and encodes 199 amino acids.